Molecule: messenger RNA, 676 nt
Organism: Athalia rosae (coleseed sawfly)
Lineage: Eukaryota; Metazoa; Arthropoda; Insecta; Hymenoptera; Athaliidae
Gene: MED9
Product: mediator of RNA polymerase II transcription subunit 9
Exons: 3
Coding region: 303-656 (117 amino acids)
Biological process (GO): regulation of transcription by RNA polymerase II
Cellular component (GO): mediator complex
Molecular function (GO): transcription coregulator activity
Source: RefSeq, a predicted model, not a curated record
GGAUUUGUAGUUCUAUUGCAGUCUGAUCUUCAUAGUGGUAAAAUCUCAAACGCUCCAAUUAGCCAAUUAUUAGCAAAGCAAUAUCAGCUGUCAGAGUGGUGUUUGAAGAUAUUUCUUUGAAUGUGUCGAUUAUUGUUUAUCGGCUAUAAUCCUUUGUGAUAACAGAAAAAUUUGUGCAAAAAAUACGUUCAAAUAAAUAUCCAUAGAAAGAUUAAUAAUAUUCCGUUAAACUGAACGAAAAAGAGGUAAAAAUUAGCGUUGAAAAGGCGGAAGAUGCCGAUAGAAGCAGCGGUGGUGAAAUUAUGAUGGAAGUUGUUGAGAUAGCGGAGGAAGCGCCUGUGAGAAGUCAGUUCACAGUUGACGAUCUUGAUAUAGAGAUUCUUCCGCUUAUUCAUGAAAUAAUUCGGAGCGUAGAAAAAGAUCCUCACGAUAAUACGCAAAAAGCAAAGGAAUCUCAGGACACGAGUCACAAGAUUCUGGAUUUACAGAAAAAAUUGGACUCCGCAAGGUCACAGAUAAAGAGAUUACCUGGAAUAGAGUAUAGCAAGGAGGAGCAGUUACAGAAGUUAGAAACACUUCGUAGGCAGCUAAGAUUAAAACGUGAACUGUUGCUCAAAUAUCGUAACAUGUGUACAUUCGAUAUACCAAAAGUAUAGGCAAUUUCAGUUGUACCUAA